Molecule: messenger RNA, 1804 nt
Organism: Aegilops tauschii subsp. strangulata
Lineage: Eukaryota; Viridiplantae; Streptophyta; Magnoliopsida; Poales; Poaceae
Product: protein SUPPRESSOR OF K(+) TRANSPORT GROWTH DEFECT 1-like
Biological process (GO): vacuole organization; endosomal transport
Molecular function (GO): ATP hydrolysis activity; ATP binding
Source: RefSeq, a predicted model, not a curated record
CCUGCUCUCUGCCUCUCUGACAUGUGGGGAUGGGCGAGCCCAAAGGUGACCAGACCGCACCGCACGAGUCCGUCGCGUUCAAGUUCCUCCUCUCCCUUCUCCAACCGCAACCCCGCGCGGGCGUAGCGAUCGAUCGAGGCUGCCGACGAUGUACGGCGCCAUGAAGGACCAGGCGGUCGCGCUGGUCCGGCGGGCGGUGCAGGAGGACGACGCCGGCGACUACGCGGCCGCGCUCCAGCACUACGUGCAGGCGCUCGACUACUUCGCGGCGCACCUCAAGUACGAGCACAACCCCAGGGUCCGCGACGCCAUCGCCGCCAGGCUCCCGGGGUACGUCGCCCGCGCCGAGGAGAUCCGCGCGCUCCUCGACGGCAGUCCCGCCCCCUGCGGGCCCGGCGGCGACGGCGUGGCGGCGGCGGCGACCAGGAAGAAGGACCCCCGCGGCGGCGGGGGCGAGGACGACGAGCGCGCCUCGGAGCGGGCCAAGCUCCGUGCGGGGCUCCACUCGGCGAUCGUCUCCGAGAAGCCCAACGUGAGGUGGAGCGACGUCGCCGGGCUCGACGGCGCCAAGCAGGCGCUGCAGGAGGCCGUCGUGCUCCCCGUCAGGUUCCCGCAGUUCUUCACCGGCAAGCGGAGGCCGUGGAGGGCGUUCCUCCUGUACGGGCCGCCGGGGACGGGGAAGUCCUACUUGGCCAAAGCCGUCGCCACGGAGGCCGACUCCACCUUCUUCAGUAUAUCUUCGUCGGAUCUUCUUUCAAAGUGGAUGGGAGAAAGCGAAAAGCUGGUCGCAAACCUGUUCGAAAUGGCUCGUGAAAAUGCCCCCUCCAUCAUCUUCAUUGAUGAAAUUGAUUCUUUGUGUGGGCAACGUGGGGAAGGUAAUGAAAGCGAGUCUUCUAGGAGGGUUAAGACGGAGCUGCUCGUCCAAAUGCAGGGUGUUGGCCAUAACGAUGACAAGGUCCUUGUUCUUGCUGCUACAAACACUCCAUAUGCUCUGGAUCAGGCCGUGAGGCGACGUUUCGACAAACGCAUCUACAUUCCACUGCCUGACCUUAAAGCUAGACAACGCAUGCUCAAGGUCCAUCUCGGCGACACCCCACACAGCCUGACCAAGAGCGAUUUCGAGAGCGUGGCUCACCGGACAGAUGGCUUCUCCGGCUCGGAUAUCGCCGUCUGCUUGAAGGACGUGCUGUUUGAGCCCAUACGCAAGACGCAGGACGCCAUGUUCUUCUUCAGGUCAGAGGACGGCGGCGGCACGUGGACGCCGUGCGGGCCAAAGCAACCGGGGGCCGUGCAGACCACCAUGGAGGAGCUCGCGGCGGAAGGCAUGGCUGACCAGAUUUACCCCACCUCCGAUCUCCAGGACAGACUUCGACAAGGUCCUUGCGAGGCAGAGACCGACGGUGAGCAAGGCGGAGCUGGGAGUGUACACGAGGUUCACCAGAGAGUUUGGGGAGGAGGGCUGAAUUAUACGUACACCCAGGAUUUUACGUUCUGUAAAUGUUGCCAAUGAUUACUGACUUGAACAUUUAUAGGCCUGUAUAGCUUUGUGAAGUCAUAGCAAUUCUUCUUGUACAUGUCUGUCGGUUAGAGCAACUCCAACGGGCCGACCCGAACGGACGGCGCAUUUGUCCGUUUUUUAUUCGUUUGGGUCGGCCGUCCGCCAGGCGUCCGCCCAGUUUUGUAUUUGGGUCGGCAGUGCGCCCAACGCGCUGACCCAUUUCAUGUCCGCAUUCAAUUUUUAAAUAAAAAGGGCCCGCGGCCGAUCAUGCCAGCGGCCAUGUCUCAUGCCAGCGCUGGCAUACAA